AUGAGGCCAAGUGGCUGUCAGUUACUGAUGGAGAGCGUUAAACUAAAGAUUGUCGUUCCUUCUGCGGCAGGCAGUUUGACUCUGAUCAUGCAAUUGUGUUGGUCCGGGUGUCACUUGGCUUUCCGAACACGGUGUGUUUCGGUUUUGGAGGUACUUUGCGAUAAACGGUUCCGGCUAGGAAAAACCAGUAGUGAAGGAUCAGAAGAAAGGGUAAGUAUUAUCGAAAGUGGAAGGCAACAGAAUUUGGGAUCCUCCUCUGAUGCACAAUAUAAGGAGCCACGUUGCCUUAACGGGUGGUCGAUCAAACUCAGUUGUGCAGUAGGCCCUGUAAUUCUGCUUGUCCAGUGUUUUAUUCAGGAGUGUUUUCUGAAGACAAUUUGGAGGAAUUAUGACUUGCGAAAUGAUGAAAAUAUGUGGACAUCAGCAGUGCCCUAG
Molecule: messenger RNA, 435 nt
Organism: Opisthorchis viverrini
Lineage: Eukaryota; Metazoa; Platyhelminthes; Trematoda; Opisthorchiida; Opisthorchiidae
Exons: 3
Coding region: 1-435 (144 amino acids)
Source: RefSeq, a predicted model, not a curated record